Molecule: messenger RNA, 1401 nt
Organism: Aquila chrysaetos chrysaetos
Lineage: Eukaryota; Metazoa; Chordata; Aves; Accipitriformes; Accipitridae
Gene: TAGLN3
Product: transgelin 3
Exons: 5
Coding region: 389-988 (199 amino acids)
Molecular function (GO): protein binding
Source: RefSeq, a predicted model, not a curated record
UAGGUGGAGUAAAACUGAGACUGUAGGGUGUACGGUGCAAGGCUGAGGAAACAUGCGUGAAACCAGACUGCAGAUGGGCGAGAUAAACAGAUCCCCAGGCUGUGACUGAGUAGGCAGGCCUCUUUAAUGGCUCUUAGCAACGCCCCUGCUUUGACCCUCCUCAUAUGUGAGGAAAAUCAAAUCGAUACACUGUUCUUCAAACCACGAUGCUGCAGCAGCAGCAGGGCAUUGUGGCAGCCUUCGUCUCUUAAAUUCAUCGAGGCUUUCCAAUUUGCUGAUCUCUGGAUAUCCCUCCCUGCAUCUCUGCUGAGGAAGACCCUGACUGCAUCUUUAAUCGGAUUGCUUGAGCUCCCAUGUACAACCUUCUUCUUAUUAGCAAGUAUUAGAGAUGGCUAACAGAGGACCAAGCUAUGGCUUAAGCCGAGAAGUUCAGGAAAAGAUUGAACAGAAAUAUGACCCGGAAUUAGAGUCUAGGCUGGUGAACUGGAUUAUUGUACAGUGUGGAGAACAGAUAGAGCACCCUCCUCCUGGAAGGCAACAUUUUCAGACCUGGUUGAUGGAUGGAACGCUGUUAUGCAAGUUAAUAAACAGUUUACAUCCAAAGGGAAAUGAGCCCAUUGCAAAGAUUUCUGAAUCAAAAAUGGCUUUCAAGCAGAUGGAACAAAUUUCUCAGUUCUUAAAAGCUGCUGAAAUCUACGGAGUAAGAACAACAGAUAUUUUCCAGACAGUGGAUUUAUGGGAAGGGAAGGACAUGGCAGCAGUGCAGAGAACCUUAAUGGCUCUAGGCAGUUUGGCAGUCACCAAGGAUGACGGCUGCUACAAAGGGGAUCCAUCCUGGUUUCACAGGAAAGCACAGCAGAAUCGAAGAGGAUUUUCAGAAGAGCAGCUUCGUCAGGGGCAGAACGUAAUAGGCCUUCAGAUGGGCAGCAACAAAGGAGCAUCACAGUCGGGUAUGACAGGCUAUGGGAUGCCAAGGCAGAUUAUCUAAAAGCAUCUCUGUCUGUAGAGAAAACACUCCUUCUGCAGCAUGGUCUGUUAAAAAAAAAAAAAAAAAAGGCAAAAGAAAAAAAAAAGCUCUUUAGUUCCCUUUCUGCCUGUUUUUUAAUAGUUAGCGCUCUCUGAGGUUUGGGGUAUUUUUGGUUUGUUUUAUUUGCAGCUGCAAAAAUUCAUCUAGGAACUUGGGUUUUCGUGGUGGUGUGUGUCAGUUCACAGCACGUGUGCACUGCUGCCUCCUACUUUUCACUUCUGAACUAUGCAAAGACAAUUAUUCUGUAUUAAUUUAUUUGCAAAGUGUUAUCUUCCAUGUUUGUCUCACACUGCACUUGUAUUUCAACCAGUAACCUCGUUCUUCAAUUCAGUGAUGAUAUUGUUUGACCUAAGAAUAAAGACAAAUUAAAGACA